UCCUUAAAUUUUCAACUGUCUCUGGAAAUGCAUUAAUGGCGGUGCCAUCUGAUUGUUAAAGUUUUGCACAACUGUAGAGAAGGUGUAUUAUUAACCUUUUCAAUUUAUAUCUUCUCUCUCUCAUCUAUAAAUCCAUCUUUCUCCUUAUACUUCUUCAUCUCUCUCUCUCCCUCUUUCUGUCCUCUCUCAAUCAAACUUCAUAUUCUUGAUGCAAAACAGUAACAAAGGGCUCUUUUCUUUUCCAGACAAAAGUUUCCAUUACAGCAUCUUACUAGGUAACACAAUGGAUGUAUCACUGGCAUUGCUCUUGUUCACCGCUGUAACCUGUUAUCUACUCUGGUUCACCUUCAUCUCCAAGUCACUCAGGGGUCCACGUGUAUGGCCCUUAUUGGGCAGCCUCCCCGGCCUUAUCGAGAACUCCGACCGCCUCCACGAGUGGAUCUCCGACAACCUCCGCGCCUGCGGCGGCACUUACCAGACAUGCAUCUGUGCAGUCCCAUUCUUGGCCAGAAAGCAAGGCCUCGUGACAGUUACGUGCGACCCCAAAAACCUUGAGCACAUUCUCAAAACCCGGUUCGACAACUACCCGAAGGGCCCCACAUGGCAAGCCGUCUUCCACGACCUUCUCGGACAGGGUAUCUUUAACUCAGACGGCGACACCUGGCUCUUCCAGAGGAAGACUGCUGCACUCGAGUUCACCACCCGGACCCUCCGCCAAGCCAUGGCUCGGUGGGUCAAUCGAGCCAUCAAGAACCGGUUCUGCCCCAUUCUCGAGUCGGCUCGGGUGAAAGCCGAGCCGGUCGAUCUGCAGGACCUUCUGCUUCGGCUCACUUUCGAUAACAUAUGUGGCUUGGCUUUUGGAAAAGACCCUCAAACCCUAGCUCCCGGCCUGCCGGAGAAUGGAUUCGCCUCGGCUUUCGACCGAGCCACUGAAGCUUCGUUACAGAGGUUUAUAUUUCCGGAGGUGAUUUGGAAGCUGAAGAAAUGGCUCCGGCUCGGAAUGGAGGCUGGCUUGAACCGGAGCCUUGUCCAGGUGGACGAGUAUUUAUCCGGUGUGAUCAAUACUCGUAAGCUCGAGUUGACAUCUCAGCACAAAGACGCAAACCCACACGACGAUUUGCUGUCACGAUUCAUGAAGAAGAAAGAAUCCUACUCGGAUAAAUUCUUGCAGGAGGUGGCGCUUAACUUCAUCCUAGCUGGACGCGACACGUCAUCAGUAGCGCUGAGCUGGUUCUUCUGGCUGGUGAUGCAGAAUCCGAGGGUGGAGAAUAAAAUCCUGAACGAGAUAUCGAAGGUCUUGAUCGAGACACGUGGCGAAGAUACUGCCACGUGGACUGAGGAGCCGUUGGAGUUCGAGGAAGUCGACCGCUUGGUGUAUUUAAAAGCUGCUUUGUCGGAGACUUUGAGAUUGUACCCUUCGGUGCCGGAGGAUUCGAAGCAUGUGAUUGCCGACGACAUUUUGCCGGACGGAACUUUUGUUCCGGCGGGUUCGUCUGUGACGUAUUCGAUUUAUUCGGCUGGGAGGAUGAAGUCCACUUGGGGGGAGGAUGCUCUAGAGUUUAGGCCGGAGAGGUGGUUGUCGGAGGGCGGCGAUCGGUUUUCGAUGCAUGAUUCGUAUAAGUUUGUGGCAUUCAAUGCGGGGCCUAGGAUAUGCUUAGGGAAGGAUCUGGCGUAUCUGCAGAUGAAGUCGGUGGCGGCGGCGGUUUUGCUCCGGCACCGGUUAACGGUAGUGCCGGGGCAUAAGGUGGAGCAGAAGAUGUCGUUGACUUUGUUCAUGAAGUACGGGUUGAAAGUCAAUGUUCACCGGAGAGAUCUUGGAUUGGUGGCGGCGAGUGUGGCUAAGGAGAGAUGUUUGGGUACGUUGAGUAAUGGUAAGUGCGGUGGGUUUAGUGAAACUAGCGGCAGAGUUGGCGGUGGAGUAGGGGUGGAGGUGGUGGUUGGAGUGGUUUAAAGUGGUGGUUGGGAGUGUGGUUUAAAGAUGGUUUGGGUAUAAAUGGGUUUAUUAUUAUUAUUAUUAUUAAUACAGGGUGGGGCCCAUUUAACUAUACUGAGUUUUUUAAGCCAACUCAGUGGGUGGCUGCUGUUUAUUACUGACAUAAAUUUUGUGGGGUGGAAAUUCACAUGGUGGCCUUUGAAUGCGCAUUUGUAGAGAUGAGUGUGUGUACUUUCUUCAUUACUGAAGGUACAACCAUUUGUUGCAGGAAGAUCAUAGCUGAUGAGGAAAAGAGUACAUGCCAAAUUGCCAAUCUCUCUCUCUUUUUUUUUUUUUUUUUUUUUUUUUUUUGGUUCUUGUGUUUGUUAAAAGACUAUAGUUUGGGUUUUGUUAUUGUAUUGAUUCUUUGUAUUUUCUUGUUCCAAUUUUAAUUUAUUUGGCUACUAUGGUAUAUAGUUUGUUUGGAGUGGCAAUUCAAACGGAAUUUCUUAAUUCGUCGAAUUGAUUGCGAUUCGGAAAAUUCUAAUUUAUGAAACGAUGUUUUUUCAUUUU
Messenger RNA from Erythranthe guttata (spotted monkey flower), 2485 nucleotides. RefSeq names its product cytochrome P450 86A8. NCBI's taxonomy places the organism in Eukaryota, Viridiplantae, Streptophyta, Magnoliopsida, Lamiales, Phrymaceae. Gene Ontology annotation, molecular function: monooxygenase activity; heme binding; iron ion binding. The record is from RefSeq and is a predicted model, not a curated record.